AUGAUUCCUAGUCAAAUUUUGCUGGACUUUAAAGGAACACAUAGCCAGCUUCCAUCAUCUAUUUCCGCCAUAGAAGUUAACACCGCUCCGAAGGGGCACCACCAAGCCUCUUCCCAGCGUGUGUUCUUCUUUUUCUCGUCUAAAUGGCAAUCGUUCAAAUACUCUCUCACGAACAACACGGCAUUGUCGUCAUGGAACAAGAUAAAAUCAUUACCAUGCUCUGGUGAAAAGGCGAAUUGGGUCGGCGUCCAUUGCGAGAAAGGUCGAGUUUUGGGGUUAAAAUUGGACAAUAUGGGAUUAUCUGGUGAGAUCGACAUGAUUUCUCUUAACCAUUUGUUGCUUUUGAGAACUUUAAGCUUGGUGAAUAAUAGUUUCGAAGGGAAUCUUCCGGUAUUGAAGAAACUAGGCGCGUUGAAAUCGCUUUCUCUGUCGAAUAAUUUGUUUUCGGGUGAGAUUCAACCAGACGCAUUCUAUGGGAUGAAUUCGUUGAAAAAAGUUUAUUUGGCGCGUAACCAAUUUACGGGACAAAUUCCUUGGUCAUUGGCUGUUUUGCCUAAACUUAUUGAAUUGAGUUUGGAAGAUAAUGGCUUUGAAGGCAGUAUACCUGAUUUUAGGGUUAGUAAGUUGAAUCAUUUCAAUGUCUCUAAUAAUGACUUGCAAGGUCCAAUCCCUUCUAGCCUCUCAAACAUGAACGCAAGCGUUUUUCAAGGAAAUGUAUACCUAUGCGGACAGCCAUUAUCAUCAUGUUCAUCUUCCAAAAACCUCUCUCAACAAACACUGAUAAUAGUCGCCGUCGUCCUCUCAACGGCGUUCAUCGCCGUCGUCCUCGUCACCAUCUUAAUCGUCCGGCGAAUUAACAGAAAAUCAAACCUAGAAUAUUCCGGCGACGCAACAGGCAAAGACUUAGAAUCAUUAGCCAAUUCAUCCGGCGGAUCUUCAAACAAAAAAAAGAACAUUAACGAACCUAAGUUGAAAUUCUUAAAAGACAAUGAAAAAGACAAAUUCGAACUUAUGGACUUAUUAGGAGGAUCAGCUGAGAUUUUGGGAAGUGGGUUAUUUGGGGCGUCUUAUAAAACAGUGUUGGUUAAUGGGAAAAAGAUGGUUGUGAAGAGAUUUAAGGAAAUGAAUAAUGUUGGAAAAGAAGAGUUUCAAGAACAUAUGAGUAGAUUGGGGAAAUUGAAAAAUGGGAAUUUACUUCCUAUUGUGGCUUAUUGUUAUAUGGAAGAGGAAAAGCUAUUGCUUACUGAGUUUGUUCCUAAUGUCUGCUUGUCUGUUCAUCUUCAUGGAAAUCGAUCUCGAUCUCACGGCCCAGCCCUCGAUUGGCCAAUCCGAUUGAAAAUCAUCAAGGGAGUGGCAAGGGGUCUUCAAUGCCUUUACAACGAGCUCCCCGGCAUAAUGGCCCCUCACGGCCAUCUCAAGUCUUCAAACGUUCUCCUCAACAAAUCCAUGGAGCCUAUUCUAAUGGACUACGGUCUAGCCCCAGUUGUGAAUCCCGAACACGCCGAAAGUAUUAUGAUCUCCUAUAAGUCACCCGAAUACAAACAAAACCAUCGCAUCACCAAGAAAACUGACGUAUGGAGCUUCGGAAUUUUAAUCCUAGAAAUCUUGACAGGAAAGUUCCCCACGAGUUGGUGGCAACAAGGUAAGUCAAUUGACUCUGACUUAUUGUCAUGGGUCCAGUCAGUGUCCCCCGAUGAGUUGACUGAGGAUGUGUUCGAUAAGGAUAUGGGGGACACAAAGGGUAGCGAAGGAGAGAUAAUCAAGUUGUUACAAAUAGGGUUAGCAUGCGCCGAGACAAAAUUGGAAAAGAGAUAUAACAUGAAGGAGACACUGGAGAGGAUUGAGAUGAUAAAAGAGAGGGACAAUCUUGACGAGUAAUCUCAUCGAGAAGUUCGGGUUAGUUUACUUUCAACUAGCAAGGAUGAGCUUUUUCAAUAAGCAACAUCUUUGUGGUUUUUUGUUUUGUUUCAUGUCCCUUACUAAAUCUUUGACUUUGAAUAUUGUUUCAAAGUGUAGAUUUUUUGCAUGCUUGGAAAAUGGCCAAGUUGGUAUUUUUUUUUUCUCUUCAAAAUAUGUAUAGGACAAGGAUGGCUUUCUUGAUUUAGUUAAGGAUGGCUAAAUUAAAUGUACAUGUUAAGAUUUUGGACUUUGUAUAUUAUAAUUUGUUAUCCAA
Messenger RNA from Impatiens glandulifera, 2173 nucleotides. Its product is annotated as pollen receptor-like kinase 2. Bases 1 to 1878 code for a protein of 625 amino acids. Gene Ontology annotation, molecular function: protein binding; ATP binding; protein kinase activity. Lineage: Eukaryota; Viridiplantae; Streptophyta; Magnoliopsida; Ericales; Balsaminaceae. The record is from RefSeq and is a predicted model, not a curated record. The transcript has 4 exons. Gene Ontology annotation, biological process: protein phosphorylation.